CAAAUUUCAGUUAGAUUGUAAUGUCAAAUGUAAAUACAGAUUUAAAUUGCAGUUUUGUGGUCCUCCAGCUAUUUUCUAUAUAAAUUAACGGUUCAUAAUUUGUCAAAAUGGCAGAUUCUAAUAAGGCCGAAGAAAAACCUCCAAAUCCAGAGGAGACAAUUCCUCCGCCCCCGUUGGAGGCAGAAAUGCCGACAUUUUUCCACAUCGGUGGAUGGGCCAAACAGUGCUUGGUAUCCGGCUACGAAUUUGGCGCUUGGCACUUCGAUUGCUCCACUGGUGCUGGAGACAACAUUGGCCUUUAUAGCUUUGGUGCGGGCAGACCUGAAUUUAAAGAUGUUUCCGGCGGUGUGGGUAUUCGCGAGAAGGUGGGUAUCUUCAAUAUGUCGCAGGGUUGGCAAUCUGGCGGCAUUUUGGGUACGCUUGGUCUACGCUCUCCAUUAGUUGACGGCGUGGCGAAUGCCAUGUUACGUGGCAUAUAUGAUAUACAAGGCGAGGAUGGUGCAAAGAUUGAACUCUAUUCCGGCUACGAGCAUUCGCCCGUCAAGUUUGAUAUGAUCAUACCCAUUUUGAAUGUGCCAAGAUUGAUGGGCUAUGUGCUGCUCCAGCUGGCCGAAAACUAUCUGUUGGCCUACCGGACGGUCUAUAACUUCGACGACUCGGCAUUUGAGAAGCACGCCUUGUGCGCGGGUUUCAAUAAUGACAAAACCGAAUUGAGCCUCAAGUUCGAGGACUUCAAGGAUUGGCGUGUCUCCAUAUUCCAGCGCAUAGGCGAGCGCUGGGCGGUUGCCCUGAAGGCGGAUAUUUACAGUGAAGACGAUAUGGAAAUUGCCAUUGGAGGCCAGUACGAGGUCCAUGAAAAUGCACUGCUCAAGAUGAAGGUGCGCUACGACGGCUUCCUGGGGUUGGCCUACCAAGUACAUCUCAGCGAGAAUAUUGCGAUUAGGUACCACGCUGGCUUGAACGUCUCAGAUCCCAUCAAAGGCGACCACAAAAUUGGCCUUUCCUGGCUUCUUAGGUGUUAGAUUUAAACGCAAAACGAUAAUGUGUUGUAAAUGGGCUGGAUCGAGUUCUGGCCAGAGUUAUCUUGCCCCGCACGAUGUUCUUCUACUGUAGCCAAGCAUCUAGUCUGGGCAUGGAAGGAGUCGUCCCCGCCAGGCUCGUGUGUAAGGAGUUAAGGAGUAUAAAAUUGUUCAUUAAAGUGUUUCUGGCAUACAAA
Messenger RNA from Drosophila montana, 1216 nucleotides. RefSeq names its product voltage-dependent anion-selective channel-like. Gene Ontology annotation, biological process: monoatomic anion transmembrane transport. Lineage: Eukaryota; Metazoa; Arthropoda; Insecta; Diptera; Drosophilidae. Gene Ontology annotation, cellular component: mitochondrial outer membrane. The coding region runs from base 108 to 1022 and encodes 304 amino acids. The transcript is spliced from 3 exons. Gene Ontology annotation, molecular function: voltage-gated monoatomic anion channel activity. The record is from RefSeq and is a predicted model, not a curated record.